UAAUGAAGUGAGUCUGGGGUACUGUAUUCUCGAAAUAUUGAAGGGUGUGGGGAAACUGUGACUCGCAGCCCAGUGUGGCCUGAACUGGGUGAAACAGUGAAACCACACUGAGAUCUGAAGAAAAUUGAGUCAAUGCAUUUCAUACCAGGGUUUGCAGCUGCACUAUGUGGAAAGCGUCCAGCGACUUUGUAGCUUCGGGGUAGUGAGCUGCAACCCGAGAGCUUUUAACCAACUUUUCACAGUGACAACUCGAGUUGUUCCCGCUGGCUAGUAAUGGAGCUGGUUUAACUGGGUGCGGGCUGCUGUUGACGGUAGGGUUGGGGGAAAGACCUACAGCAGAGAAUAUUUCAGCUCCUGACGUGUUAAACGGUGCCAGAAUUGCAGGAAAUGAAGUGCAUCAGAUGACGCAGUGAAUAGGAAGAAGAACAGACCCCAGCAGGAACAGACCCGCAAGCACGCUCGACUACGUGGAGGGGAGAGGGUUAGAGAAUGCUGCCGAAGUGGACAAAAGGCUCGGGUGAAGUUUACAGCUGGAUCUUGGAGAGAGUUGGCCCCGGUAAAGUCUGCUGCACUCCCACAGUCUGCUGUGAAACAGGAAGCCGUGCAAACUAACGGCGGGGCAAACUGUGUUGGAGAGACAAUCUUGGCUGCUUACGCCCGAGUAGGUCGAGAAAAGCUGACCUUUGUCCUUCAACCACAAGUUAAUGUGUUUGAUACUGUUAACACCGAGAGACACCAUGGCUUCAUCUGAUGCCGAAGGAGUUAUCCAAGAAAAACAUCCAGUUAUUAAGCAGUAUAAAAUAUCACUUCGCAUGGGGAUGGGCAUCAUCACCAUUUUUUUGCUUGUGUGUUUAUUUUAUAUGCUCAAUAACUCAUGUGAUGAAGUCAAGGGAACUUUCAAGCAAAACACCCUGAUGUAUAAACUGGGAAACUCCAGCAAACCAGCAGAAGCUUCCCAAAUGAAAUUGACCACGUCUGGCCAGGUCUCUACUGAGAGCACUUGGAUUCAAGCAUUGAUUGUGAAACAUCCGCAUCCAACCACAGAGCCCGGAAUUAUGUUUGUGCAAACAUCCGGUGAACUAAACCCUUCCCCGUUGAUCAUGUGCAGCGUUGAAUCGGCAGCAAGACUAAACCCAAACAAGCCAGUUUAUUUCUUCAUGAAAGCAUUCAAUGGUGAUAUAUCUGCGUAUCAAGAACCUGAGUACAAAGGCAUCCUUCUGCUUUCUUCAUUCAAGAAUGUGUUCAUCUUGCCUUUGAAUCCUAAAGAACUGUUUAGCAGCACUCCCUUGGCUGGAUGGUAUGAGAAGGUAGAUCCCAGCAAGGAAACUUUCUGGUUCCAUGUGCUCGCUGAUGGCUGUCGGCUAGCCUUGCUGUGGAAGUACGGGGGCAUCUACCUGGACACAGAUGUCAUUUCAAUCAAACCUUUGCAGUUUGAAAACUUCCUCUGUGAAGAAUCCAAUAAUCGUGCCAAUAAUGCAGCUUUGGGAUUUAACCACUCUCAUUCCUUUAUUGAGAGUUGCUUAAGUGAUUUUGUUGAGGAUUACAAUGGAGCAGAUUGGGGCCAUCAAGGUCCUAAACUGAUGACUCGGAUUUUGAAGAAAUGGUGUGGGACUGAUGAUCUCGAUGACUUUCUGAACAAAAAAUGCAAAGGAAUCCUGUAUCUGUCCAGCAACUGGUUCUACCCUGUUCCAUACACCAACUGGCAAAGGUUUUUUGAAGAAGGUACAUGGAACGAGAACAGUGAGGAGAUUAGAAAUGAAUUCACAAAGACACGUGGGGUCCAUAUCUGGAAUUUUUUAAGUGGCCGGCAUAGAGCUCAUAUUAAAGGAAGUCGGUCUAUAAUAGAAUACUUGUUUAGUGAAUUCUGUCCAAGCACAUAUGAGGAACUGAUGUAAAGUGCUGAAGAAGCUCAGCAAGUCUGGUAGUACCUGUGGAGAGAGAAACCAAAUUAGCAUUCCGAGUGCAGGAUGGCACUUCUUUGGAAGUAGACCAAUCCUAUGUUAAUUUGGUGUGCAUAUUUGCAUUGGUUGCUAAUUACUACAAAAUCGCUGCCAACCGCACAAAUCACUAUGGCUGAUACUAUGAGGUUCCACUUGGCCUCAUCUCAUUGUAUCUUCAUCUGUAUCUUUCCACUGUCAAGAGACCUACAGAUUACUCCCACCGGGGACUUAUUUCCCUUGUCAUUUCUUAUUUCUAGCAAAAGUGACAUCAUUUCUCACUAUAGCAUUGGUCUCUUCCUUCAUUAACAAAACUAAAUAAACUACCUCCUUUUUCCUCCUGCCUAUCCUUUUGAAACACUGAGUACCCCAGAUAUUCAAUUCCAAAUCUGGUCUUUCUGCAACCUUAUCUCAGUAAUAACCACCAAAUUGUGCCUAUUCACCGUUAUUUGUGCUGUUAACUUGUUAAUUUUAUACCGAAUGCGUUGUGCAUUCCAAUGCAAAGCCUGGAUUCUGUCAAAUUUCCUGACAUUUUAAUGAUUCCUGGGUGCAAUAUGAUAUUCACACAUUCUGCCCCUGCCUUUUAUUUUCAGACUUUCAACUAACUGCACUUCUACCUUCGUCUUUAACUUUGUUUUCAUAAUUUUCCGUGCAACAAGAGUGGUGCUAGAAAAGCACAGCAGGUCAGGCAGCAUCCG
Chiloscyllium plagiosum (whitespotted bambooshark) is the source of this 2635-nucleotide messenger RNA. Its product is annotated as lactosylceramide 4-alpha-galactosyltransferase-like. Gene Ontology annotation, biological process: protein O-linked glycosylation. Gene Ontology annotation, molecular function: acetylglucosaminyltransferase activity. The record is from RefSeq and is a predicted model, not a curated record. Lineage: Eukaryota; Metazoa; Chordata; Chondrichthyes; Orectolobiformes; Hemiscylliidae.